AUGGAAACAACCUUGGAUCCCCGAUUUCCCCUUGAGGAAUACGAAGAGUACGACGAAAAAUUAAGACACGACUCUUCUCCCAUGAAAUAUGGGAUUACACGAAGACAGAAUCUCGAAAGUCCAUGGGAUCUUGAAAAAAACCGAAGAAAUUCAUGGGACGGAACAUUAAGGCCAGCAUCCGAGUUCGAAGAAGUCACAUCAUCAGACCUGGAAGGAAAGAUGUGUGAGAAGUGCAAAAGGAACAAAAGAAUGGCGUAUAGUUGGAAUCCUACCUUUCUUUGUCUUCCGUGGCUUGAAUGGAUGUAUCCCAUUAGUGUUGUGGUCACGUCUAUUUUACCACUCGUGAUGAUGACUGUGUGGGAAAUAAACGAGAUAAAGGGAUCAAAUCCAAAUGAAGACAUAUCAAAAACACCAUUAGCAGGAAUGACUCACAUUGGUUCCUUCGACCUCAGACACGCUGAUUUGAACACAACAAUGCCUUGGUUAUGUACCCAACUUCUGCAUCAUCGACAAAACAAAGGUUGUUAUGAUAUUACAUGGGUAUUUGGGAGCUACGCUGGAUGGAACUAUCUAGCCUCUUGCUGGAUGAAUAUCAGUGCGAUAAGCUUUGCUAUUGCGGGGGUGCACGAGAAUGUUUCAAAACCCAGUGAUAAGGGAGAAGGAAGAAGCAAAUUUAGUUCCGAAAAAGCAGAGUUAUUUGCCCAAAUCUGGAGAUGGAACUAA
Botrytis deweyae is the source of this 723-nucleotide messenger RNA. RefSeq lists its product as uncharacterized. Lineage: Eukaryota; Fungi; Ascomycota; Leotiomycetes; Helotiales; Sclerotiniaceae. Bases 1 to 723 code for a protein of 240 amino acids. The transcript has 3 exons. The record is from RefSeq and is a predicted model, not a curated record.